UUUAAAACUCUCUGAGGUGGGCGUUCUUGUUUUGUGUUGUGUUUACAAUGUGGAAUACAGUUGUGUGAGGACUGUAAUAUGUCUUCCAAUGUUACCUUCUUUGAAUUAGUACAAUUUGUAUCAAUAUAUUCCAGGAGCGGAAAAGUGUUAGAACUUUGUCAUAGCAGUUAUAGUAGUUAUUUGUGCUGCUAGCAAUUCGAUGACAUUGCCACAUGUCAAAAUGGCUCAUUUGUCACUUUCGCUGCCGUGUGUCAACUAUAGUACAGCAUAAUACAACGGCCGGGAGCACAAUAACACCAUGGAUCGAAUGGGAAAAAAAGAUUUAGUGAGCAUUGUGGAGAAACAAAAGCAACAGAUAGCAAGAUAUGAGACUAAAUUAAGAGACCUUGUUAUUGCAUAUAAGGGGCUGUCAAAAGAAAAGGAGGCCCUGGAAGCCAGUCUCAAAGCAAUUAGUGGGUCAAAGUCAUCAACUCAUCCUCCAACUGACGAAAAUUCCAUACCUGAGAAAGAUGAUGCCAGUACAUCUGGUGCAUCAGAGAAGGCUGAGAACAGUAAAAGUGCGGAAGAUGUGGAAUCUGUGGAGCAACUUAAAGUACAACUCCAGACUCUGACAGACUCAUUAGCUACUUUGUCAGCUGAAAAAUCUCGCAUGGAAGCAAGAUUUCAAGCGGACAAGAAGCAACUCCGCCAUGAGAGAGAUGAGCGAGACAAGGUUAUCAAAGGCCUGGAAGAAAAGGUGCAGAACCUAACAAAACAACACCUAUUUGAGAUGGAGUGUGUGAAAUCCAGACUAAUUGUUGAAAGACAUGAGAGAGACAAAGAAAGAAAUGACCACGCUGUUAUGAUGAGGGAGUUGCAGAUGUUGUUAUCUGAAGAAAGAAGAACGAAAGAACAGCUGGAAAAUCAAGUCGAAGAACUAAAAAGUAAAUCAGUUGUUUCAGAACUAAAUGUAAAUCAAAAGGAACUAUUCGAAAAAAGAAUUAGAGAACUACAGAAUGAACUUGAGUCAGUAAGGAAAAAACUGAAAAAGGCAGAAGGUAAAGCCAAAGAAACUCCACCUGCAUUGCUGGAAUUACAGGAAGAAAUGGCAAACAUGAAAACUCAACACCAGAUUGCAAUUUUACAGGAACAGAAAAAGGCUGCUGAUGCUGAGGAACAAGCAAAGCAUAUGGCUGCUAUGCACGAAGAACGUGUGGCUAGCUUAGAAGCUCGGCUUGCUGAGUUGUCAUCAGCAGUUGGCAUGUAUGACCGCCAGCUUCAGCAGGACCAAGUUGCUAUACAAAAACUCAAGGAUCAGUUAUUGCAACUUAACUUAGAUCCAACAAUAAGUACAGUGCCCGAAGAUAACAAAAGUGUUGCAAACCCAACAGAGAUGAAAAUGAAGAUGGAAAUGGGAGGAACAGAUGAUAUUCAGUCAAUUAUAGAUAAAAUAUUUUAUCUGAAAGGCUUGUUGGAAGAAGCCAGCAAACAUGCAGAGAAAACAGUUGAUUUUCCAGUGCUGUGGAACCAUGUCUCUGGCUUUCCUAUUGAUACUGUAGCUCAGCACAGAGCCUGCAAAGAUGAAUACAACUUACUGAAGCAAGAAUUUGAGUUAUAUAAACAACAGAAUCAACGACAGGUGCCAGCUAAUCUGCGAAAUGAAGAUACAGAACUGGAGAUAAGCAGUCUUAAAGGUCAAAUAAAAAGUUUAAAGGAGAGGAUUCGUAUAUUGACUACACAGCUUGAAGAUGUGGAAAAAGAAUACAAAGAAGAAAUUGACCAUCUUGAAAAGCUUUUGAAAGCUGAAAGGGCAAACUGCAAGGCAGCAGUUGCAUCUUGUGAAGCAGAAUUUCGAGCUCGUCUGUCCUUAUUAGAGCAACAAUUACAGAAACAGAGAGAAAGGACUUUAGCUUUGUUGGAGGAGAAGGACCAAGAGAUACAAGUUUUGAAAUCCAGUUUUCAAUCAUUGUUGCCUAGGAAGACAUCAUCACGUGAUGAUAGAAGUUGGACUCUGCCUCAUAGUGAUCAGGUCCAGGAUGCAGAAACCGUUCUGGCAAAUUUGGGGAACACCAGUGACAGCCCACAUGUACUACACUAUGCCCACGAAUUGGCUCGGCGUGAUGUGGAGAUUUCAUCACUGCGGAGGGAACGCCAUCAGUUGGAAGCGGCACUCCGUGAACUCAGGAGACUCUCUGCCACUGAUCGUGAAAAACAUGCAGAUGAGGUACAGAGCCUACAGGAGGAAAUUGAUAGAUUAAAUCGUUGUCAGUCCAGAGAAGGAGCAAACUUGGAGUAUCUGAAGAAUGUUGUUCUCUGUUUUCUUACGACGAAUGAGUCCAAUUCCAAGAAACACAUGCUAAAUGCUAUUGCAGCAGUGCUCAAAUUUAGCGAUUUAGAACAAGAGAAACUUAACCGAAUCCAUAAACAUCUAUGACUCAUGUGGAGCAUGUUAAAGUACACAACGAAGCCUCUACUAACAUCGUAGUUGGUGAAGUAAUAGAAACACUGUCUGUAGUGGUUGACUUUUGAGGUAACUUAGUGAAUCGACUGUGUCUGUGAUCCUGAAGUAUUAUGAAAUUAGAGUUUAUCUGGACAUAUAGUAUUUCCUAUGUGUGUUGAUUCCAGUGGAUAUAUUAUGCAUGGUACCAGUAAGAUAUUUUAUCCCUGUACGCCCCCCCCCCCCUCUCUCUCUCUCUC
This is a messenger RNA of Schistocerca serialis cubense, 2676 nucleotides long. RefSeq names its product GRIP and coiled-coil domain-containing protein 1 (gene GCC88). Lineage: Eukaryota; Metazoa; Arthropoda; Insecta; Orthoptera; Acrididae. The transcript has 12 exons. The record is from RefSeq and is a predicted model, not a curated record. Bases 299 to 2413 code for a protein of 704 amino acids. Gene Ontology annotation, cellular component: Golgi apparatus.